Molecule: messenger RNA, 810 nt
Organism: [Candida] anglica
Lineage: Eukaryota; Fungi; Ascomycota; Pichiomycetes; Serinales; Debaryomycetaceae
Source: the annotation of a GenBank genome assembly
AUGAAUUAUCAUUUGUAUCUAAUUAUCAUUCUUUUCAAAGGAGUAAUUGGGAAUUUUGCAGCCAAUUCCCAACGAGUUUGUAGUCCAUCUAAAAAUGAACUCCCCUAUUCUGGCUAUAGAGUUGACUUGCAAGUUGUUAAUUUCCAAUCUAUUGAGUUUCAUUUGUACAUGUGUAAAGAUGGACGAGUUCUUGAAGAUAUUGUGGUUCCUACUAAUUCAUCCAAUUCUUUAGCCGAUAUACAUAUUCCAUGGACAACCGAAUUAUGCAACCGGGCUAAAACUAAUUGUGUUAAACUUGCAAGAAGGAAAACUUUUGCAUUGAGAAAUCUUCCUUUGUAUUUCCCCGGAACCUCUAUAGGAGCGUUGUUUUGGAAGAAUAAAGAUCAUCAACCUCCACUUCCCUUGAUUGCAGAGAACACUUGGGAUAAUCAAUGGAUAGAAAUGAAUGGGAUCUUCCAUAGAAUGGUCAUUUUACAUAUCCCACUCUUGUACACACCAGGGAUUGAUAACCGGAAACAUCCGUUAAAUUCAGUUGGUGAACAAGAUUGGUUUAAGAAUAUUCUCCCUAAUGAAGAUUACAAUUAUAAAUUUGAUCCAAGAUUUAUUUCUCAAAAGAUUUGGGAUUCUGUUUGCAAGUUGAUUGAACAAAAGUCAAAUAGAAAUCUUUUAAAUGGAAUUUGGAAGGAUAAGUUACAUUCGACAAAGAAUCCAUUCUUACAAAUCAUAUUCUUACUGAAGAUAUUACCUCAAAAAAUCUUUAUAGCCUUAGUUAAAGAUAUAGAUAAGAUAUAUUCAAGAUUUACUUAUUAA